This is a messenger RNA of Panicum virgatum (switchgrass), 4482 nucleotides long. RefSeq lists its product as uncharacterized. Lineage: Eukaryota; Viridiplantae; Streptophyta; Magnoliopsida; Poales; Poaceae. The transcript has 2 exons. The record is from RefSeq and is a predicted model, not a curated record. Bases 2351 to 4138 code for a protein of 595 amino acids.
GCAAGCGGCUUUUGUUGGGGUGGUGACCGUGGCCUGUGACAUCCUGAUGACCACAUCGCAGACGCAGCGUGAGAGUUCGCUCGUAUCGCUGUCCACGACGUAGCAGUUGGACGGAGAUCGGAUGCAGGCCCAAAGCAUAUCUUGUUCAGACGGCCAUUAUUUGCUUAAAUGUGGAGUAGUUGCUACAAGGCAAGGCAAGGCGAGUCGUAGCAGCAGUUGUUAUACUGUACAAGUUGGUAGUAGUAUUGUUAUGAGCGGCUUGUCAUGACAGCGAAGUGGAGGUUGCCUCAUGGAUGUGGCGAGGGCCAUGCGUGCGCAUCUCUCAUCUGAUCACCCCUAGAGAGCAAAAGGCCGGGGCAGUUGGCUAGCCCGGUCCGGUAGCGUCGCGCCCUAAUGGCCAGUUAGAUAGCCCGGUCCGGUAGCGUCGCGCUCUAACAGGUUCUGAGUUCGUUUCUCAUCAGAAGUGAAUUUUCGGCUGUUUGGAUAAAAAAAUCUCAUCGCUGUGCUCGCCGCAAGGCUUGGCCCUCUCGGGCAUGGGCCAGGGUUCGGGGGUUUUCUUUACCCGGGUAAGCCUGUGUGGCUUCCUUUUAAUGAAAAAACGGUGGGGCCAUUUCCUCCCCGGGUAGAGUUUUUUUUUUCUGAUCACCUCUAGAGAGAGAAGAGAGAGAGCAGAGUAGAGAGAGAAGCACACAAAACGUGACCUCAGGACAAUGAAAUGAGGUGAGAUUGUAGAAGGUGAAAACCGGGGGAAAUAUAUCGCAUGGCACUGCAUGCAAGGUGGAGAUAAGAUCAGAGAGGUGUUUGUAAAAACAUGAACAUAAUUUCCGAUUCUCAAAGCAGCGACCACCACACCACCUGUGGGCGCUGGUCUCCUGGGGCACAGGGAGGGAAAUGGAGCUAGGUAUCCAAAGGCCCAUGUUCCUCUCCACCAGGAACUGCUAUGGGUCCCCACUCGAGUACCCUUCUUGUGGUAGCAGUAACAGUACUUUCCGUUUUAGAUGAAAAUAAAUGAGGAAACUUUAGGCUGUGUUUAGUUUCAAACUUCAAAAUUCCAAAAAUUUUGUAAAUCGUUUGUAUGGUGUAUUAAAUAUAGUCGGAAAAAAUUGCAUUACACAAAUGGACUGUAAAUCGCGAGACGAAUCUAAUGAACCUAAUUAGGUUGUGAUUAGACACUAAAUUGCUACAGUAAAGCUACAAUAACAUGCUCUAAUGCUAGAUUAAUUAGACUCAUUAGAUUUGUCUCGUAGUUUACAGAUGAGUUCUGUAAUUAGUUUUGUGAUUAAUUUAUGUUUAGUACUUCAAAUAUGAAAAGAUUCUCUUUCAAAAUUCAAAAAAAGAGAAACUAAACACAGCCUUGGUCAUUUGCUAUGCUAUAAUUUUAGAUGAAACUAAAUUAUGUACUCCUAAAGUCUACGUUUUUAUCAAUUGAGUACUCAUGAUGGAAAACGAUGGGGGAUGCCAACAAAUCUUAUGAAAACAUGGUUGAAAACUACAAACUCAACCAACUCUUAUCUUGUCCUCAUACGCUAUUCACAAAGUGCCAAACUACGGGCCGAUGGUGUCAUCAUUUGUACUAUUAUUCUAAACCUUUUGAUAUUAUACAAUAUAACAAAAAAUAAUUAAAUAUAUCUUACGAGUGAGUUUGCACACCUCUACUCCUGGCACCACAUAGGUUCUUCUGAUAGAAAAAUAUAUAAGAGACAAUAAAAUUUAAUUAAAUAUAUCUUACGAGUGAGUUUGUACAUCUCUACUCCUGGCACCAUAUAGGUUCUUCUGAUAGGAAAACACACAAGAGAACACCGUAAUCUUUAGUUUCACAUGUUUAGAAAAUCAUAUGUAAGCAAGUAUUAUUUGAAGUAAUAGAGCGGUUUAAAGGGAUCACCGGUAUCUAGACGGUCACACCUUACAGCCCCCAUCAGACGGCCAACUCAUAAACACCAAGAAGUAGUGUUGUGUGCAACCCCGUCCUUCUUCCUUGGUCCCCCUAGCAGAACCCCACCCCAUAAAAGCACCCCUCCACUGGCCGAACGGCGAGCACCACUCCCUCCCUCCUUCCUCCAGCUCCCCCCACCCCUCCCAAAACCCCAGUUCAAUCCCAGGUUUCAAAUCCGCCACCUUUUGCACAUACACACAUACACAGGGAGGCGCACAGUCACACUUCUCCCCUCCUACCCCCAUAGCUCAGCUCAGCUGCUUUACCCCAAGCAAACCAAACCCAAGGCCAAAGGAUUCCUCAAAAGAACCACUUCCUCCUCAUAGCUCGUGAGCGCGCUCUCUCUCUCCUCUUCACUCCUCCCAGCUGCUGCAGCGGCUGCUUAAAGAGGGGGAGGGAGCCAAGAGGGGAGGAGCAAUGUCGGAGCAGCCAUUGCCGCAGCCUCGGAGCAGCAUGCGGGAGGCGCUGGAAAAGGAGGACAAGGAGAAGGCGGCGGCGGCGGCCGCCGCGGCCAAGGACAAGGCGGCCAUUCCCAAGAACGGCGGCAACGGCGGGGGCAAGAACGGCGGCGGCAACGGUGGCGGCGGCGGGAACAACGGAGGAGGGCCACCCCAGUCCGGGGAGGAGACGGCCCGGGAGAUUCAGGUCGUGAGGGAGGCGUACCGGCGCGAGACGACGGCGCCGUCGUACGUCAUCCCCGAGGAGCCGCCGGCCAUGGUGGAGCUCGUGGGCUGGUACCUCUACGGCUUCUGCUCCUACUUUAUCACCCAUCUGCUGCUGCCGGUGCUCUUCCCGGCCAUCGUCACCCAGGUCGCCUUCCCCGCCUCCGACUUCACGCCGGAGUCCAAGUACACCGUCAAGGGCGCCACCUGCUCCAUCCAUGAGAUGUCCAUGUACCAAAGGCUUACUAGGCACUCCAUUGCCAUUGAUGGAUCCCGGUUGUCACCAUUGGGCUGGAGUGGUCUGUCAUGGGCAAUUGGCAUCCUCAUUGUGGCGCCGAUCCUCACUCAGACUGCUCACCACCUUGACCGUGGCCAGUAUCAGUCGCUCAUCCUCAUUGCCGCCACUUCCUUUGGGUCAUUCUUUUGCCUGCUCACUGGCUUCUUCAAGACAGUCUGGGUGUUCCUCUUCUACAUCCUCUUCAUUGCAGGAUCAAUCAUUGUUGCUGAGGCUGUGCACACCCGCAACCUUGGACUGAUGAUCCGUGGCCUUGCUGCGCAUGACUCAGGCAAGCACCUUGUUCUUCGUCGCCGUGCUGCUGCCAGCCAGCUCAGCUUGUACUGCACUGCCAUUGGAGGCAUUGGGGCAGCCCUCAUGGCUGCAUUCAUGUACCACAUGUUGCGGCGCACUGAUCAGCUCACUGGACUUUGGGUCGUCUCCAUCUUCAGUGGCCUUAUCUGGUUCAUUGGCAUCUGCCAUGGUCUUUUCACAAACAGGCCCAGCAGCUCAUCACCCGCCACAGCAUUCGAGCCCAACUUCUUCACCAAGCUCAGCUACAGCAUGACCCUUCUGCGUUACCCACAGGCCAUUGGCAGCUUGGUUGCUGUGUUCCUGUCAUCUUUUGCCACGAUGUGCAUCUUCACUAGUGGUACACUCUAUGCCAUUGGUGGUGUUUGCAUCAAGCCUGUGCUUGUGCUCGUGCUUUGGAUCCUUUACUUCCUGUUCCCCUUGAUAUCACUUCCACUUCUCCACCCAAUCCAGAUCAUCAUCCGUGCUGAUGCUGUUCGCAUGCAGCUGCUUGGUUUCAUAAUCUGCCUUUUCGUGUCUGGUGCUGGAUUCUACUUCAAGAGCCACAGGUGGAGAGCUGGCCACAUCAUUGUCAUCGCCCUUGUGCAGAGCACUGCCAAUGGUAUAUUGUACUCAUUUGGUCGCAUUCUGCUCCUUGACGCCUCACCACCGGGAAAGGAGGGUGCAUUUGCAGUCUGGUAUGCAUUUGUCCGCUGCAUCGGUGCUAUGAUUGGCUUCGCUGCUGCAUCAGCUGGCCCUGGGCGUGCUGGAGGAUCAUUUGCUGCUGCAUUCCUUGGGAGCUUCCUAGGCAUCAUUGUUCUGAUCUUCGGCAAUGUCAGCAACAUUGGGGCGCUGAAGGCUGCGGGGCACCUCAAGGGAAUGGACGAUGAGAAGAGGAUGGGUGGUCUUGGCAUGGAGAAAGGCGAAGGCAUGGGUAGUGCCGUUGCUGAUUCCGGCGAAGGCAGGGGGAGGGUAUGAUGACAAUUUCAAGAGACGGUGUAUUUCUGGGAGGAAAAGAUUGCAUUGCUGUGGAGGUUGUGUUUGUGAGAAGGAUUUGUUCUCUUCUUUCUUGUUUCUUGGUCGUGUUUCAGUGACACUGUUAAUCCCAGUGCGUUGCCCCUUUGAUGCAUGAUGAUGGAUGACAUAGUGGUAGAGUGUGCUAGUUGUUAAUGUGUUAUUCUUUUGCUUGCAAGACAAUUGUAACUGAUGAUGAUAUGGUUCCUUGUUCACCACCCGUCCAAAAAUCUCUUGCAAUCUCCAUUCAUAAUUUAAUUUCACUCUACGAAACUGUGAUUAUGUAGAAUGAAAUGUACUUCUGUAAA